CGGGGCUGUCUGGUGCUGGUGCAGCCGCAGCUCCCCGCCCCGCCUCCUCGCCGCCGGUGCCCUGCCUCCUCCUCCUCCCCCCGCCGUGCGGCUGGCGGCUCGCGGGGAGGGAGCGUGAGCAGCGAGCGAGCGGGCGGGGGUUAAAGGUGCCGCUGGAAGGGAAGUUUGGAGAAGGUCGUGCGGUGUCUGUGCGCUCCGGCAGCAUCAUGGCGGAGCCCAGCGACUCGCCUGUCCACCUCCAGCAGCCCCCGCCGCCGGCCGCUCCCGCCGCCUGGCCCAUCUGCAGGGACGCCUACGAGCUGCAGGAGGUUAUCGGUAGUGGUGCUACAGCAGUAGUCCAGGCAGCGCUAUGCAACCCCAGACAAGAACGUGUAGCAAUAAAGCGAAUCAACUUAGAAAAAUGCCAGACCAGUAUGGAUGAAUUGCUUAAAGAAAUUCAAGCUAUGAGCCAAUGCAAUCAUCCCAAUAUAGUGACCUAUUACACGUCUUUUGUGGUUAAGGAUGAACUCUGGCUGGUUAUGAAGUUACUAAGUGGAGGUUCAAUGCUGGAUAUAAUAAAGUAUAUCAUCAACAGAGGGGAACACAGGAAUGGUGUCCUUGAAGAAUCUAUCAUAGCAACAAUUCUUAAAGAAGUUUUGGAAGGCUUAGAUUAUCUACACAGGAAUGGGCAAAUUCACAGGGAUUUGAAAGCUGGCAAUAUCCUUUUGGGUGAAGAUGGCUCAGUACAAAUAGCAGAUUUUGGUGUUAGUGCAUUUUUAGCAACAGGAGGCGAUGUUACCCGUAACAAAGUAAGAAAAACCUUUGUUGGUACCCCAUGUUGGAUGGCACCUGAAGUCAUGGAACAGGUGAGAGGUUAUGAUUUCAAGGCCGAUAUGUGGAGUUUUGGAAUAACUGCCAUUGAAUUAGCAACAGGAGCUGCACCUUACCACAAAUAUCCUCCUAUGAAAGUGUUAAUGCUGACAUUGCAAAAUGACCCUCCCACUUUAGAGACAGGUGUAGAGGACAAAGAAAUGAUGAAAAAGUAUGGCAAAUCCUUUAGAAAACUAAUUUCACUAUGUCUUCAAAAAGACCCUUCCAAAAGGCCCACAGCAGCGGAACUUUUAAAAUGCAAAUUCUUCCAGAAAGCCAAGAAUAGAGAAUACCUGAUAGAAAAGCUUCUGACUAGAACACCUGACAUAGCACAAAGAGCAAAAAAGGUUGAGCAGAAUCCUGGGAAAACAGGCAUGAUGUCAGGUUCUGAGAAAGAGCAAGAUGGCAACAGAAGGGUUAGACGAGUACCUGGCUCUAGUGGCCAUCUUCAUAAGACGGAAGAUGGGGACUGGGAAUGGAGUGAUGAUGAGAUGGAUGAAAAGAGUGAAGAAGGCAAAGCUGCAUUUUCUCAAGAAAAGUCAAGAAGAGUAAAAGAAGAAGAGAAUACAGAGAUUUCCAUGAAUGCCACUAAUAUCCCAGAACAGAUCCAGAAUCUAUCUAUACAAGACCCUCAGUCCCUACCUACUGUUAGUGAUGAAUAUACUGAAGUUCCACAUGCAGUGAAUCUUGUUCUAAGAUUAAGGAACUCUAGAAAGGAACUUAAUGACAUACGAUUUGAGUUUACUCCAGGCAGAGACACGGCAGAUGGCGUUUCUCAAGAGCUGUUCUCUGCAGGCCUGGUUGAUGGUCACGAUGUAGUUAUAGUUGCUGCUAAUUUACAGAAGAUGGUAGAUGAUCCUCAGGCCUUGAAAACAUUGACUUUUAAAUUGGCUUCUGGUUGUGACGGCACUGAGAUCCCUGAUGAGGUGAAACUGAUUGGGUUUGCUCAGUUAAGUGUCAGCUGAUGUCUGUCCCUCGACCCCCAGCAGAAUUGUGAGUUUGUGAGGAGGCCAGCUUAGAUGCAAAGAAAAUUAAAGCACCCACACUGAGUUCUGCUUCAUUCUCUAGCAAUUCACAAAGUCAGAAGACGCAAAGCCCUCAGCUACACCGCUGCUGCUAACAUUCAAAAUGCUACUAAACGUCUCUUAUCAAUUUGGAUUUCCCCUAUGUGAAAAGCAUAUGGAAAUGCACUCAGGUGGCUGUAUUUAUUGGUUACAAAAGGAAUUUUCUAUCAAAUUUAUUUCAGCUUUCAUAAAAUUUCAGUGAUACUAUUUUAAUUAUGUACUUCUGAUUGACAAUACCACCUCUCUUCUGUUGUAUUUAGAAAUUAACAUACUUAUAAAAGUUAACCUGUAUUAGCCAAACUUGAAUUCUAGUUUUAAAACUGACUGUGAAUUUUAUUUUUCAUAUAUUUAUGCAUUACACAUCCUAGCUAUAAGAAAAUGAUUGAGCUGAUUAUGUGCUACUUGCAGUUAAUCUCCUGUUGAAACAAAAAAAGUUUCAGGUAUAUCUUUGAAGUAUUUGUAACUUCUAGUUUUUGAAAUGAUUUAAUUAUGAGUUUAGGAAGCUUUUGUUGGUUUGUGUGUCUAAAAACCAAUCCACAAUCUGAUUGUCAAGGGUGUGGGAGGUGCCUUGCAGACAUUGAUGUUUUGAGAAUGUGCCUGAGGCUGCUUAAAUCUAGAAUAGAUUCAGUUCUAGAAGCACCGUAUAUAUUUGUUCUUGGUUAGAAGGGGAUAUACUGUAGCAAAGACUUCAGACAAGUUUGGCCUAAACUAUGCUUUGUUGGGGAGUCUACAAAAGCAAGAAUUAUUAUAAAAUGUUGCCAUUAAGCUAGACUGCUUACUGUGCCCAUGUCUGAUUUGGCUUAUCCUUAAGCGAUAGAAAUUAUUUUGUAAAGGUGAUAAAACUUGAACAGAAUCUGAGCUUUACUUGAAAUUCUGCAAAAUACCAAGGUGGCGUGAAAAUAAUAGAAAGGGGUUUGUGCAAUGACUAAAAGGUAACAUUUUGUUGUUUAAAAAAAAAUAAAAUAAAAUAAAACCCCACUUCUGACCCAAGUAGUCUUAUGCUUAACCUGUGACAUAGCUAUUAUGGAGCUAAUAAACUUUAGAAAGAUUCUGAAAUUUGGAGUAUAUGUUCAAGGUAUAUUCCUUGGAUGUUACCAUUUAAACUACUUCCUAGCUAAAACUAGAUCAAUGGCAGCUCUUUAAUGUACUGAAAAUGGCAAAUAUAUAUUAAGAAAAAGUUAUUUAUAACUCCUUGUCAUAAUUGUUGGGGUGUCCUAGAGCCAGUUGCAUAAAACUCAGUGUAAUUUCAUUCCAUUUUAUUGUUUACACAAUUCAAAGAUGACUGCAAAGGUAAAAGGAAAAUAAAAGUGUUGCACAAAUA
Molecule: messenger RNA, 3234 nt
Organism: Malaclemys terrapin pileata
Lineage: Eukaryota; Metazoa; Chordata; Testudines; Emydidae
Gene: STK39
Product: serine/threonine kinase 39
Exons: 19
Coding region: 207-1814 (535 amino acids)
Biological process (GO): protein phosphorylation
Molecular function (GO): ATP binding; protein serine/threonine kinase activity
Source: RefSeq, a predicted model, not a curated record